Sebastes umbrosus (honeycomb rockfish) is the source of this 3524-nucleotide messenger RNA. It is a transcript of the gene marchf9, whose product is annotated as membrane-associated ring finger (C3HC4) 9. Gene Ontology annotation, molecular function: ubiquitin-protein transferase activity; zinc ion binding. The record is from RefSeq and is a predicted model, not a curated record. NCBI's taxonomy places the organism in Eukaryota, Metazoa, Chordata, Actinopteri, Perciformes, Sebastidae. Gene Ontology annotation, biological process: protein ubiquitination. The coding region runs from base 1505 to 2554 and encodes 349 amino acids. The transcript has 4 exons.
GAGGUCAAGGUCCGGUUCGUACUUGGCGGGCUCCCGGUUCAUGUGGCCGCAGCGUCCACGUCAGCAGAGAGAGAUCAGCACCCUGGACAGCGGACAGGGGACAGGGGACAGCGGCUGGUCAAUAACAGAGCAGCUCUAGAGCUGCUGGGCGCACUGGGAGAGAGAGAGAGAGAGAGAGAGAGAGAGAGGCGCAUCACCACCAUCACCCAUCAGAGGCGGAUGGAUGGACCACAGGAAAAAACACCGACUUGUUUACAGGAUGGAAGGUUUUUCUUCUUCUUCUUCUUCUUCUCCUCAUUCCGGAAGUAGCUGCUGCGUUGGUUCAAUCUCCAAGCCGACCAUUUCGAGGAGGAAAAAUCAGCGCCAGCAGCAGUAUCAUCAGCACCACCAUCUAUCUGAUCCAAUAAUCAAUGCCAUUACUGCUGCGUAAUUGCUCUCGGAUGCGAAGACAUCUCCACGCGUCUUUCUCUCUGAUUAUAGAAAUCUCAGAGUGCCUUUUAUUAUUAUUAUUAUUCUCUUUCUCUCUGACCGUGUUUUUUUUUACUGGGGGGGUGCGAUGAAAUGCUGAUGGACAUCGAGGCGAGGAUGGGAAACAUUGGGGCUUUAUGUGCCUCCAGCUUUCUGAGGAAAUGAGAAGGAUUGUGUUUUUUUUUAUCUCGACGUGGAUUGUCUGGGUGAAUGGCUCGGAUUGUUCGUGGAGGCUUCACAACAAGGAGAUGAAAUAGAGAAAGAGAGAGAGAGAGAGAGAGAGACAGAGAGAGAGAGAGAGAGAGAGAGAGGGGGGAGAAAAAAAUGGACCAUGAUCUGACGCUUGGGAUGCUACAGUGAGAGGGACAAUAAAAAAAAAAGAUCUUUUUUUUGUUGUUGUUGGAUUAUGAUUCUCGACAAGAGUCCCAGAUGUGACUGUAUGGAUGGCAGGUCGUUGUAUUUCACAUCCCAUCUCCUGUUUCCUGGCUCUGUGCUGCUGCUGCUGCUGCUGCUCUCUCUUCUUCCACUCGUCCACUCUUCUCUCGCGGUCUUCUGCUUUGGGUAGCAGCAAAACAUGUAGGCUGAUCUCUGCUGCUGCUGCUGCUGCUGCUGCUGCAAGCACACUGAAACAACAAGCUGUCUUUUUGGAGGAAAAUGGACCAGAACCAGUCCAAGUUGUAGUGUUUUUCCUGUGUGUGUGUGUGUGUGUGUGUGUGUGUGUGUGGGGUGCGGUGGAGGAUGCAUCUAUCUAUAAGGCAGCAGCGAGUUGUUUUGAGUAAUGAAUAUUGAAAGAGUGUGUCGGCCAGCUGAAAGGGAAAAUCUUUCAUCCGCAUUGGCUUAGACACACACAUGCCAUCAGUGAGGCUGAGAGCCUUUAUUCCUCUGGAUCCUGGUUAUUAAUGAACAAUAAGAAUGAACACACUGGGUAUAUGACGAAAAAUAAUAACAAUAAUAAUAAUAAUAAUAAUAAUAAUAAAGGAAGAAGGGGAGACACUUUCUUUUAUUCCCAUCUGGUGGAUUCUUUAUGUAGCCAAACAUGUUCAAGUAUCGGAUCCGCAUGUUUUUUAAUGAACUGAAAGUCCUGGUGUUUAUGCGAUCCGAUUCGAGACAGUCCGGCUCAGACACAGAUAGACCGAGGUCCACCACCAACAACAACACCACCACCACCACCACCAGCAGCACCAUGCGAGGUCUGGGGAUGGGCGGCUGCGGCUGGCCGCCGUUCGACUGCCAUUCCCGGGAUGACGAGGAGGAGUACUACGGCAGCGACCCGCGGCCCCGGAGCCUGGCCUUUGAGGACAAGGAGCCCAAGCUGACAGUGGGCCUGGACGCCGUGUCCCUGGCCAGCACCAACAGCAGCCUAAGGAGCCCCCAGUGCCGGAUCUGCUUCCAGGGCCUAGAGCAGGGUGAGCUGUUGAGCCCCUGCCGCUGUGACGGCUCAGUGCGCUGCACCCAUCAGCCCUGCCUCAUCCGCUGGAUCAGCGAGAGGGGGUCAUGGAGCUGUGAGCUCUGCUACUUCAAGUACCAGGUCCUCGCCAUCAGCACCAAGAACCCUCUGCAGUGGCAGGCCAUCUCUCUGACGGUGAUAGAGAAGGUGCAGAUAGCGGCCAUCAUCCUGGGUUCCCUGUUCCUCAUCGCCAGCAUCUCCUGGCUCAUCUGGUCCUCCCUCAGCCCCUCGGCCAAGUGGCAACGCCAGGACCUGCUCUUCCAAAUCUGCUACGGCAUGUACGGCUUCAUGGACAUCGUCUGCAUAGGCCUCAUCAUCCACGAGGGAUCAUCCGUGUAUCGAAUCUUCAAACGAUGGCAGGCUGUCAAUCAGCAGUGGAAAGUACUGAACUAUGAGAAAUCAAAGGACUUGGGCGACCCGCUGAGUUCGAGCAGCAAGACGGGGAAUCGCGGCUCCCGCGGUAACCCUCACGGUCUGGCCAGCAGCAGCGGCGGGCGACAGAGCAGGAGGUUAAGAACUAUUCUGAACCACCACUGUGGAUACACCAUCUUGCACAUCCUGAGCCAACUGCGGCCCCACGACCCUCGGAUCAGCGCAACCACCAACCGGGAGGUGGUGAUGAGGGUCACCACUGUAUGAGUCGGGCCAGACAUGUGCGAGGAUGGGAUAGACCUCGUCUUUGUGUCCAGAUGUAUAUGAGAGGACGGACUCGUGGACCUAUUAUUAAAUACUACAGACUUGUGUAGUCGACAGGAGCCCAGAGAGGAGCCGAGUGAUGCCACAUCAACAGACACUUGAGGAUUUCUCCUCUUGUUUUGUACAACAAAAGGAAGCCAGAUGCUCCCUUUCAAUAAUUACAGAACUGAUGAAAAUAAGGAUGCAUUAAAAGACAUCAAAUGAUGGAGCGGAAAAAAAAGUGUAAACAGGCUUUAUAACCUAAUCCAAGAUGAUGAGACGUUUUUUCCAGUCCAAUAUCAGGAUGCACAGACAUUUUUCUUUGGUUUGAUCCUCUCGGUUUGAUUUGUAUCUUUAUUCUUUUUUUGUUUGUUUUUUACUCACUUUGAUUUUGUACGGAUGUCUGAUUUUAGAGGAAAUCAUGUAACUCCAUACAUGCCAAGCAUUUUCAGACAAAUAUGUAUAAUGAGAUGCUGGUAAAAAGACCGAAAACUGAAACAAACAAACAAACAAACAUGAGGGGGAACACAGAGGUGACAACGGAACAAUUAGUCAUUACAAGUUAAAAAAAAAAAAAAGGAAAAGGAAAAAAAGAAUAAAAAAAGAAAUCAGUACGAUUUCAGUAACACUUAACCUUUCUGCAAUAAAGAUACGUAUGUACAUUUCACAGGGAAUUUUGCAUGGGUAUAUAAUUUUAUUCUUCAUCACAUAACAUAAGCACAUGACAAAUUUGCUCUAUUUCGAAUGGUGCUUGCCAAAAUAAACACUUUAGAGACAUCUGAUUUCAUUGCACCAACUUUUUGUCAACAUGACAAAUGGCAGUGUGUUACAGCUAUUUCAGCUAAAAUACAGAUUGUUGCUGCUGUGUGCUGAUUCAGAUUUGGUAAUAAGUAAACUAUUGGAUUAAAAAUGGGGAUCAGAUGAUCUCUUACUA